Messenger RNA from Monomorium pharaonis (pharaoh ant), 1117 nucleotides. RefSeq names its product glycosyltransferase 25 family member. Gene Ontology annotation, molecular function: procollagen galactosyltransferase activity. Lineage: Eukaryota; Metazoa; Arthropoda; Insecta; Hymenoptera; Formicidae. Bases 16 to 687 code for a protein of 223 amino acids. The transcript is spliced from 6 exons. The record is from RefSeq and is a predicted model, not a curated record.
GACUAGUCAAUCCUUAUGUAUUUUGACUCACUGAAUCCAAAUUCAAGGACUUUGAACGAGAGUUCCCUUAAAAAAUUGGGCGUAAUACCGAUGUCAGAAUAUUCGGAUCCUUAUCAUAAAAGACCGAUGACGAUGGGCGAAAUUGGUUGCUUUCUCAGUCAUUACGUCGUAUGGCAAAAGGUAUUAGAACAUGGUUACAAAAGCGUUAUGAUCUUGGAGGACGAUGUUCGCUUCGAACCAUUUUUCCGACAGAAAGUCAAUUAUGUUUUGGCGGAGUUGUCUGAUCUUAGAAUCAAGUGGGAUUUGGUAUAUAUGGGAAGGAAAAAAUUGGUGAAAUCAGAGAGUGUAGUGGAAGGAACUAAGUUCCUGGUUCGAGCGGGAUACAGUUACUGGACUCUCGGUUACAUUUUAUCGCAGAUGGGAGCGAAAAAACUAAUCGAUGCUAUGCCUCUCGGGAAAUUAAUUCCCGUUGACGAAUUCCUUCCCAUUCUUUCGGACAUGCAUCCUGAGAAACGCUGGGCGGCUCAAUUUCCUACUCGGGAUUUGAUUAUUUUAUCAACGAAUCCACUUUUAAUUUAUCCAACGCAUUAUACCGGCGAAGAUGGUCACAUUAGCGACACGGAAGAUUCAAAACUUGUGCAGGAUGCUUCUCCACUUAUCACUUUAGAAAACCGAGAGGAACUAUAAUAAAAAAAGAAAUGAUAAAAAGAGAAAAAAGUAAUCAACGAAAUCAACUGUCAACGAUUUGUAAAUUUAAUAAUAAGUAAAUUUAAUAAUAAGUAAAUUUAAUAAUAAGUAAAAAGAGAGAGUUCUUCAAACAAAAGUUUUUUAACAUAAAAUAAGGGAGAGGCGGUAUUUUAGGACAUCUUGAAUAAAUAACAAUGUUAUAACAAUUACUUUUUUCACGUUGAAUGCAUUUUUAUUUGGUAAGUAACCGAUUGAUAAUUGCUAAGGUCAAUUGAUAAAAGGUCAAUAAGGUCACAUGAGGACUUUUGCGUUGCGAACUGUUAACCUAAUCUCUAAAAUGUUAAUGAUAUUUGCUUGUUUACUGGAUGCUGUAAUUAUUUUAGCUUGCAAAUGUAAAUAUUUUUAUAUUAAACUAUUGCUCAAAAGGAAA